This is a messenger RNA of Rhagoletis zephyria (snowberry fruit fly), 430 nucleotides long. Its product is annotated as MIP18 family protein CG30152-like. NCBI's taxonomy places the organism in Eukaryota, Metazoa, Arthropoda, Insecta, Diptera, Tephritidae. The record is from RefSeq and is a predicted model, not a curated record.
AUGGCCAAAGUACGCAUCGAGUUCAAUCCCACUGUUCCACACUGCUCUUUGGCCACGCUUAUCGGUUUAUGUAUUCGCGUUAAAGUAGAGCGCAGCUUACCGCAUAAUAUUAAAUUGGACAUUUACAUUAAGAAAGGCGCACACACAACGGAGGACGAAAUAAAUAAGCAAAUAAACGACAAGGAACGCAUUGCCGCCGCUAUGGAGAAUCCAAAUUUGCGCGAAUUGGUUGAGAAUUGUAUUAAGGAAGAAGAAUGAACUUUACCAGACUCAAUAUAUUCAUAAAUUUAACAAAUUAAUGGUACUAUCUUAGGGUUCCUCGUAUUAAGCUAAUCAAAACCAAUUAAUUGGGUCUUACACAAAUGUAUAUAUUUUAUUUUAUAUUAAAAAAAUAUGUAUUUUUGACACAGAUAUGGUCAGAAGUUAAAAA